ACGACGGACGGCAUGCUGCAGCGAGAGUGUCUCGUCGAUCCCGAUGUCAGUGCAUACUUGCUCAUCAUGCUUGAUGAGGUGCAUGAGCGAACCAUCCACACCGACGUGCUGUUCGGUCUGUUGAAGAAGGCCAUGAAGCGUCGCCCAGACCUCAAGGUCACUUCGGCUACCCUCGAUGCCGAGAAGUUCGCCAAGUACUUCUUCGGAUGCCCUAUCUUCACGAUACCGGGUCGCACAUACCCUGUGGAGAUCCUGUAUACGAAGGAGCCCGAGACGGACUACCUCGAUGCCUCGCUUAUCACCGUCAUGCAGAUUCACCUGUCCGAGCCUCCUGGCGAUAUCUUGCUGUUCUUGACGGGCCAGGAGGAGAUCGACACGACGUGCGAGAUCCUGUACGAGCGUCUGAAGGCACUUGGCCAGAAGGUCCCCGAGCUCAUCAUCCUUCCCAUCUACUCCGCGCUGCCCUCGGAGGUUCAACCGCGAGUCUUCGAUCCGACGCCUCCUGGCUCUCGCAAAGUGACCAGCUUGACGAUCACAGGCAUUUACUGUGUCAUCAAUCCGGGCUUCUCAAAGCAGAACGCGUACGAUCCAAAGCUGGGAAUGGACUCGCUCGUCGUUAUGCCUAUCUCCCAGGCUCAAGCACGACAACGCGCUGGCCGUGCGGGUCGUACGGGCCCAGGGAAAUGCUAUCGGCUCUACACUGAAACCGCAUUCCGGAACGAGAUGUUGCCGAGUUCCAUUCCUGACAUUCAGCGAACGGACCUGGCGCAUAUCAUCCUCAUGUUGAAGGCGAUGGGUAUCAACGAUCUUCUCAGCUUCGACUUCAUGGACGCGCCGCCCGCACAGACGAUGUUGACCGCGCUCGAAUCGCUCUAUGCCUUGUCAGCGCUGGACGACGAAGGUCUUCUGACGAAAGUGGGCCGCAAGAUGGCCGAUUUCCCCAUGGAACCCCCGCUCGCAAAGAUGUUAAUCGCUUCGGUGGAGCUGGGGUGUUCCGAGGAGAUCCUCUCCAUUGUAGCGAUGUUGUCCGUUCAAAGCAUCUUCUACCGUCCUAAGGAGAAGCAGGGACAGGCAGACUCGAAGAAGGCCAAGUUCCAUCAACCAGAGGGCGACCAUCUGACGCUACUGACCGUGUACAACGGCUGGAAAGCGAGCAACUUCUCGAACCCGUGGUGUUACGAGAACUUCAUUCAGGCGCGAAGCAUGCGAAGGACACAGGAUGUACGGAAGCAGCUGUUGGGUAUCAUGGAUCGUUAUGAAUACGGGAUCAUUUCAGCCGGGCGAGACUACAAUCGCGUCCGUAGAGCUAUCUGCUCCGGGUACUUCCGUCACGCGGCAAAGAAAGACCCGCAGGAGGGCUACAAGACGCUCGUGGAGGGCACGCCAGUGUACAUCCACCCGUCGUCCGCGCUAGUCAACCGUAACCCUGAGUGGUGCAUCUACCACGAGCUCAUCCUCACGACGAGAGAGUACUGCCAUAAUGUCGCCGACGCGAACAAGAUCAGCAAGCGGAAGAAGCAAGAGAAAAUCGAGCCGCUGUUCAACAAGGUACUACGAAUAUCAGACGAAUGGAGACUGUCAAAGAUCAAGAGGAGUGCUCGCUCGCGGACGUGGCUACUGCCGCAGAACGGGGCGCAUGACGCCGUGGCGGAGGCGAAGUUCAGGCUGGACUCUCUCGUCGGCGACGAGGGGAGCAACUACUCCGCUGGCGAGAAGCGGAUGUUGGUGCUCUAUCGAGCGUUGGCGAAGAACAGCCGCAUCAUCGUCCUCGUCAGUCUCAGUCCCGCCGUGCUCGUACAGGGGUUUAGGCGCUGA
Fomitopsis serialis is the source of this 1815-nucleotide messenger RNA. Its product is annotated as P-loop containing nucleoside triphosphate hydrolase protein. The transcript is spliced from 7 exons. Bases 13 to 1815 code for a protein of 600 amino acids. Lineage: Eukaryota; Fungi; Basidiomycota; Agaricomycetes; Polyporales; Fomitopsidaceae. The record is from RefSeq and is a predicted model, not a curated record. Gene Ontology annotation, molecular function: RNA binding. Gene Ontology annotation, biological process: spliceosomal complex disassembly. Gene Ontology annotation, cellular component: intracellular anatomical structure; catalytic step 2 spliceosome.